AUCGUCGGCAGUCAGCAAUCAGAAGUGAGGUGGUGAGGUGGUCAGAGUGUAGUGUGAAUCGGGUCCUAGGCGACCACAUUGCAAUUCGUUUCCGUUGUUAACGUGUGUUGAUUAGUGUGCGUGUCCUCAGUACUGUUUCUACCGGACAAUUGUGAUUUGGAGUCGAAAAAAGGGACAAGAAACAGGAAGUGACGCCAGGGAAGCAAUUAAUUAUCAGCAGCCAGCAAUGUGGAGACUUGUUCUCCUGGCUGCAUCGGUAGUGGCAGUGGACGAGCGAUGGAGCAGGCAGGCGACGGACCGACGCAUCAACGACUGGAUUCCAGUCAACUCGCCCACACCCUCAUCGCAUCAGCAUCAGCACCAGCACCAGCAUCAGCAUCAGCCGAGAGCCGUCAGCUCUGACCAGCAGCCAUCAGCCGCCUCCGUCAGCUUACCCAGUGUGCUGACGCCUCCCGCCGCCCAGCCCACAAACCAACACCCCCGUCUUCUGCCGCCUCCACCCCAACCCGACGGCUUCUUCCAGCAAGCCGCCUCCAACGGGUUCCUCAACAGCUUCCCGCCUCUCUUCAACGAGAAGCCGCGACAGUUCCUCCCGCCCCCGUCCCAAAACCCCCGGCCCCAGUCGUCACGGUUCCAACAGAACCUGCAACAACAACAGCAACAGACAUCCCAACUCGCUGACACAGCUGGAAUCCCUCCACACCUCUUCCAAGUCGGGCCUCACCAGUUCUCUAACAACGAUCAAACUCCUCAUCAAUCACUCGUCAGUGCACCACAGUUUCUAGGACCACAAUUCCUCCAAGCAGCACAACCCCAACAACCUUUUGUCACACUGACUGGACCACAAGUCCUCCAACAAACCAUCCCCAACUUCCAGGAGUUCCAACUACAAAACAACCAACCCAUCUACCUUCAACAACCAGCUGCUUUUGGUCAGCCACCACCACCUCCCCCACCAUCAUCACAACUUGUGAAUCGGCCUGCUUCUCAACAGUCCCCCAAUGCCACCAAGAGCUUCAAAUUCCCUGACAACCCCAAUGAGGAUAAAGAAGUGCAACUGCUGUAUGUUCCAGUUGAAACUCUACGUCAGAGAGGCAGAACUCUACCUUCAGGAAGGUUCCAGAAUGUGAGGGGUAACUCAUUCAAUGGAAAUCAAAACUCAUUUGAACAAGCUCAUGCAAACUCCCAACACCAAUUGACAAAAACUCAAUUUAGAGGUCAGAAGCCACAAGAAAUUGGAGCACAGAUAUUUUCUGGGUCGAAUGGGCAGCUUUUGCAAAAUUUUCAAGAACCUCAACCACCCAAAAACUUUUUCCAGGAAACAUCUGGACCUCAAUUCCCAUCUCAAACGCCCAAACAGUUCUUCCAGGAAACGUCUGCUCCAAAUUUGCAAACCACACCAAAACAAUUCUACCAAGAAACUCCAGCCCCACAAGUGAAGAGUCAACCAAGUAGUCUGUCACAACAGUACAUUCCUGAGCACACAACAGCUUACUCUGGUUUAGAUUUACAGAGUCCCAGUUCAGGAGGAAUAUCGGUUACACCUGGAUCACUGGAUGUAUCAUCCACUGUAGCUAAGUCAAAUUUUGAGAGCUUACAAAACGAUGGGCCAUCACAAACUAGUGAGAGAUAUAACAGUUUUAACCAAUUCAAACAGGAGUUGAGUCAAGAAAGUAGGCCACAAAAGCAAGAGCCAGUUGAAAAUUAUCAGACACAAAAUUUCAACAAUGAAAACAUCUUCAGUCAACAGUACGGAUUCGAUGAUGAGAGACGAUUGACAACCCUACCCCCACCACACCAGCCUCCUCUCUCGGUCUACAUGGAGACCAAUGCACAUUCAAAAAUAGGUGAUGUUCUUACUUUAUUGAAAAGUUCAAAAACAAUCCCAGUAUUGGAUACAGUGGGACCUGAUUCACCCCAAGUUUUUGUAGGCCCAUCGAAUUUGAGCCCACCUUCAGGAUAUCUCAAAUUUGAACUACCAUAUUUGUCAUCUUUGGACAAUAACAGAGUAGAGAGGAAAGUCGACAGGCUGCCGUUCUUUGUUGCACCACUGAAUUUCCAACCACCACCUGGCUACUCAAAAAUUCCAUUCCCUGCUCCACAUAUAGGAUCAGUAGUUGUUUCUAAUUUGACUGUUCUGAGAACUGCUCUUCAUGACAAACCAUUUGCAUUUGAUUCUCCCAUUGAACAGAACACGCCUUCCAGUGCUGAUCAGCCAUACACACUUCCAGAUGAUAUCUCCCCCAUCAGCCCUCAGCUCCCAUCUUUGAUUAACUCACUACAAGAUGACAACAAAUACUACCAGAGUACAACUACAGAGCUGCCAGUCACCACAACUCCAGCUUUCCCUAGGAGAAACACUCAACGGGGACCUCACCGUGGUUAUUCGUCAACAACCACAACCGAAGAACCUCCCACAAGGCGACCAGUCAACAGGCAGCGCAGACCUUACAAUACUAACAGACAUUCAAAUAGGGUCACCCAACCAGUUUCCAGCACAACACCAGAGCCAAUCAUAACUACAUUGCCUCCACAAAACGAGCAUCCUCAAAAUGAUGAGCAGAGGUUUUACUCAGAUUUCACAACAGAGAACAUUCAACAGAAUUUCAAUCAAAACUUCAGACAACCAGUCUAUGAAACACCACAGAGAGUUCCAUUCUCAUCACAAAACCAAGGUGCCCCACAACUGACUCCAUCUAACAACCAGCAAAACCAAUUCACGAAUCAGUUUGCUUUCAACAGUGAUAGCAAUAAUAACAACCAACAAUUCUAUCAAAAUGAGCCAGUACAACCGGAAUUCAAACAACAAUUCUCAAGCCAAGAGCAGCAGUACAUUCAAAGCUCUGAAGAGAACAUUAAAGUUCCUGCUGAAAUCAGCAACCCAUUCUACAACACCCCAAAAAGUUUCACCCCAGAGCAAACAACUGAAGAGGCUUUAUCAGAGCUCACUCAGCAGAUUACAACAGAAAGUCAAAGAAUUUCGAGUUCAACUAGAGAUAACGGACAAAGAAGGGAUCCUCUGAGACAAAGAUUCAGGGGUAGAAAUCCUCACCAUUCAACCACUGAACAAACAGCAAGUGAGCCACAAGAGUAUCAACCCAAAGUGAAAACUAAUUCAAAGGUGCAGGAGCAACAAUAUCUACAACAAACUGUUCAAUACAAUCAGAAUAACAACAAUUAUAACGGACAGCUCUCCAACUAUCCAAGCAACACUGAGAGGUCAGAUGAACAAUCCGUUACUGAAUCGGAUCAAGCAUUCAAGAUAACUUAUCCCGACACUGACAGCAGAGCAAUUCCAAAUCCAAUCAAUAAAGACAUUGGACAAAGUGGGCAAUUCUACAAUCAAUUCCAAGAGCAACAGCAAACACCUCAACAACAUCAGCAGUUCAAUGCAAAUGUUGGCCAACAGCAAUUUGAGAGCAGUACAUUUGCUCAGGAGAACCCAGUAAAUAUUCAACAAAAUGUCAACUCUCAACAGCAGGUAAACGAACAGUCGUUUUCAAACUCACAACUCCCCACUUCAACAUUCCAGAACUCACAGCAAGCAUUCGAUGAUUCAUCUAUGAGGUAUGAUAGUGGAGAAAUGACUGACAAACCAAUCAAUCAACAGAGACUCACAAAGUAUACAAGAACGAGGGGUAGAGGAGGUCAGGGUUCAAGAGAACAGAUAGAUAAUAAUACUCCAACUCAAUACAACAGUAGAAACCGAGAGCACACAUAUGCAUCCCAGCAGAAUAAAGAGCAUGAUCAACCGUCGUUAGACAAUAGUUACACAUCAACAACUGAGUCAGAAGCAGAGAAGGAGACACCAAAGCCUGUCACAGUUCGAGUGAGGGGCAGAGUGAGAGGAAGAACGAGGUCAAAUGUGAGACAAUCAACAACAACUGAAAGACCCAACUACCCAGAGGGUGUACUCAAUGAGGAAGAGCAAAUAAGGAAGCCUUACAGGAAUAGUGCAGAGAGAGGCAGCAGUAAUAGACAUACCUACAGGUCUAGGACUUCAACAACUUCAGAAAGCUCUAAUGAUGGUGAGUCCAGUACUCAUGCCAGUGAUAGAACCACCACUGAGAGUGGAGCUGUUGCUCCAGUCAGCAGGACAUACAACCAUAUCUUGAACAGAAACAAAGUGAGACGACCUAUUGGAACCACAGCAAGUGAGAGACACGUCACAGUGCAAAGCACAACACCUUCCUAUCAACAAGAUGACUCUAAUACAAAGUAUUUGUUGAGGACAACUAGAAAGCCACAGACAACAAAGUUGACAACUGGAAGAGGUCGCAUAAGACGACCGUCAAAGACUGCUAUAACUACAACAGAGUUGACUCCCGUUGAAUCAGAAAGAGACAGCUUUGCACCAUCAGCAGCGUCCAAUGAAGUUCUUGAUCCCUACUACUCAAAUCAGAACACUAACUACAAUACAAAUACUAACAACAAUAAUUUUGAGUCACAUAACGAGAAAUAUCUAGUCAAACAACAGCAACAGAAUAGACCAGUCGCAUCUUAUACUGAAACCCCAGUGAGACACCGUCAAACGUCACCGGCGACAAACUCCGAUGAAGACUACUGGAACCAAGCAGUCACAAUUCAGCAAAGCAACAGCUACGACUUCAGUGCAGAGUCCUCACCCGUCACACAAUCCACACUCAGUGGGCAAUAUUUCAGUGAUGAGUACUACGACCACAAGCAGACUCCAACCUACAACCAAGGCCCAGUCUACAACCCCUCACACGAUCAGACACCUUUCUCAUCCAACGAGCAGCUGGUGGCUUUUGGAAAAUCUAAGUCAAAAGCCACUUACGAAUCUGCUGGCAAAGUGAACCAGUGGAACGAGAAGGAAGAGCCGAAAGAAGAGCAGUACGACAUCGAUGGAAAGCUGAUAACUGACACCAACCAAGGCCAAGGAAGCCUGUAUGGCAAUCACCACCAGUCUCAAUCUGAAGAGAAAAUACCGAACGAUAAUAUGCACGACGAGACGAAAGCUAUGAAGCAUGAAACAGUGAGUAAAGAGAUGCAAAUUACAGAUGAUGAACAGAUCGCUCAUGGAGGAAUUUCUGAUGAGAAGACAACGAAAGAAAGCACCAGCAACCCAACAAAACUUAUCGAUCCAGUCACUGGUAAAAAGCCUGGAGGAAGAAGGAGAGGAGCGUGGGUUAGAGUGCGAGUCAACAAGAAACCCCAUGACGUGUUCGAGACAGCUGAAUCUCAGAACCUAGGCAGUAUCACCAACAACGCUAUCAAAUCAGCGGGAGUGAAAGAUACAACCACUAACGACAAAGAUAAAGUAGAGGAGUACACCAUUCCCGCCAACCACCGCCCCACGGAUCCUUACUCAUCUGAUGGAUCCGAGAUGGAUGUGGCUGAGCCCAGCACCACAACCACUACAACCACUGAGGCGCCAGCUGUUGACUACGAGAAGACACUCACUGACAUGAUCAGAGACAUGUUGAAGGAGCAACAGGAAGAAGAUGAAGAUGAAACUCCGGCACAGGAACUAGCGGUCAAAGAAAAUGAAAGCAAAGAAGAAACUGAAGUUCACAACAAAGAAAAUAUCACAGUGACAACUUCUUCAAGCAUCGUUGAAGAAAUCACUGCCUCCAACGAAGAAAUAGCAGUUACCACAGAUCACGACGUCGACCUGGCACCGGUAACAGUUCUCCCUGAAAUCACCACAGUGAAGAGUGUUGCCGAAGUAAUAACUGAGAGCUUAGAAUCCUCAACCGAUAUUGUAACGUCUUUGCCACGAGUACUGGGCACAUCUACCACAACAGAAAUAUCAAUGGAAACUGAAAUCUGCUACAGGGGAAGGUGUGUGAAGAAACUCAGUGAAACAAUGUGCAAACUUCUCUUGAUCUAAAGAGUGUAUAUGACAAAAAGGCUGACUCUUACAAUAUAUCUUUGACCUCUAUUGAACAAUAUUGUAUGUCUCUUAUUUGGAGAUCAUGUUGAUUGAAAAAAAGAAUUAAUGAGGUUCGUCGAGUUUAAUUAUAGUAUUAAUUGACAGAUAAUCAAGUACGGUAACUUGCAAGAAAGUGUAGUAGUAAUUUACUAUUCAGUAUUUUUGAAUUAAAUUAAGUUGUUCUUGGGUCCCACCACACUAGGUGAAUCCUACAUGCUUUAAAAAUAGAACAAACUAGAUUUUUCAAUGUUUAUAGAGUUAUGAGCAUUUUGAUGCUCUUAUUUUUUAUGCAUAUGAAUGAAACAGACGCAAAAGUUGAAAUGAGCUUUGGGUAGGAAUGAUUUAUAAGAAUUUGAUAAUAAGAACCCCUUUUCGUGAAAUGUGUUUAUAAUUAUCAAUAAUACUUAUUUCACAGUGGAAUUACAGCAUCUCUUGAAUACUUUAAUGAUAAUUUUUGCGUUACAGUAUUCGAUUUAUUGCUAAUAGAUAGCACCUUGUUCCUCACUUCAAGUAUCAAUUGAUGAUUUAUUUCAAGCUUUCUGUAUGUGCAAUAGCAUGUUUCUGUAACGAAAAUGAAAGUGUAUUCCUGAAAGCAAUAACGGGCUAUCCUAAAAUUCUAAAAUAUUACAAGAAUAAUUAGAUUUUAAUGUAAAUACGUGGAUGAGAGUUGUAUGGUUGUAUAAGAGAAGUUAUUGUGCUAAUUCGAUAGGAGCAUUAGAUUUGAAUAAGUGAUUCCAACAAUAAACUGGAUUUAAGGAAUGUGAAACACAGUUUUUGAAAAAGGCAUAUAUUAUUCAUAUAGUCAUGCAUUUAUGGAUCUGGUUGAGAGCCACUGUCAUUUUCUUGUAGAGAUUUGAUACCGAAUCAGAAUCGAAUGUAGAAAUGAGUAGCCUAAUCAAUUGAAAACUGCCUUAAAUACAUAUUCAUACCAUUAAUUAUAUGGCAUAUGGAUCGUAAUGUGGUUGAAAAUUGACACGUCUAAGAAAUGCAUGACAAUAUGAAAUUGUGUGAUGAUGCUCAAUAGGAUAGACAAUUAUUUAUAAAAAAUAUGAGUGUUGCGAUUUAAUUUAUAAUAUGUGAAUGUAUAUUUUUAACAAAAUUUUGAAACUUGAAUAAUAAAAACAAAAUAUAAAUUUGUG
Molecule: messenger RNA, 7035 nt
Organism: Nilaparvata lugens (brown planthopper)
Lineage: Eukaryota; Metazoa; Arthropoda; Insecta; Hemiptera; Delphacidae
Exons: 5
Coding region: 227-5854 (1875 amino acids)
Source: RefSeq, a predicted model, not a curated record